AUUGUAGAGAAUCAAUCCCGUAGACCGUCUCUUCACAUAAAAGAGAGAAUCCGGAACAGGGUUUCUUUCCCUCUCGUAUUCCGUCAAUCCAACCUUCUUCCUCUUCUUCUUCUACAUGGCUUGCUUCUACUUCUCAUACAGAGCACAAUUCACCAUUUCGUAGCUUCCACCUUCUCCGUUCAAUCGGAAAGCUAGGACCUUUCGCCGCCCAGGCCAGGCCAGACCAGACCAGAAGGGUUGUUUCUCUUAGGAGCUCAACCUCAGACCUCGUCUCUUUCCAGGGUUGUGACUGAAAUGGGGGAUCAAACGUCUAAUACGAUGAACUUUGACUUGAAUUUGGAUCCUUAUCCUACUUCUUCAUCUGAUGAUGAAGUGUUGACUGCUGUAUCUGAGGAAGAUGUGGCUUCUAUGAAUAGACUUCAUAUAAUGAGGGCAAGACAAAGUUUGAGGUUAGCAUUGCGACAGCUUCCCUUGCCGAGGCAUGGCGCCUCGGAACCGGCUGAGAAUCCCACCAAUUUCAAUGAUAAUAGAGAGUUGGGAAGAAGUUCUGAAGAAGAAGAAAUGGCGGUCAAUAAUGAUGCAAAAAAGGAGGUAAAAGAAGAAGAAGAAGAUGGUUCGAUGUUGGGGAAGGAGGCUAAUGAUGAAGAUGAGAUAGACUUUUACAACUGUAACAUAUGCUUGGAUGUGGCCACAAACCCUGUUGUGACUUGUUGUGGGCACUUAUUCUGUUGGUCAUGCAUUUACUGUUGGCUAAAUGUUCACUCGAAAGCUAAGGAUUGCCCGGUUUGCAAAGGAGAGGUGAAUUCCAAGACUGUUAUGCCAAUUUACGGGAGAGGAAAAGUCAGUAAUGCCCGUGAAACUAAAGAGAAAUACAAUGUUAGUAUACCCCCGAGGCCCCGAGCUAAUCGCGUUGAAGGCUUGAGGCAGACCAUAGAGAGGAGUGCGAAUAUAACUGUGGACGAAUUACUUCGACAUGUUAGAAAUAUAGCCCCUACUACUGGGGAAUCUGAACCAGAACCAACAACAACAACAACUGGAGGCACCAUAUCUGAAAUGUAUAACUUUCUCGUCAGGAGGGUUCUGACAUCAAGGGCAAUCCGAAGAGAACAAAACAAUGUGGUCCCGUCGAAUGUGGAGACGGCUGACGGAAGGGAUGAUGACAGCAGCUCCUGGCUUUGGCCGGUUUUACUCCAAAGUCAACCUAGAAAUAGAACUACUAGUACUACUACUAAUAACAAUGCUGUUGAAAUAGUUUCAACUGAUGGUGCAAUUGAAACAUAUUUGCUUGACCAUCCGACAGACAGGAAUCAGAAUCAAGAUGGGCCUCCUUCUUCAGGCCAUAGAGAUUCGUUCUCGAGCGUUGCUGCUGUAGUGAAUUCGGGGAGUGGAACUCCAGACAAUGCCAUGGAAAUAGACUCGAUGAUGUCUUUUUCUACUUCAUCAUCUGCAAGAAGGCGAGGUGACGUAGAUGGUGGAGAUUCGAGACCAUCAAGGAGAAGAUUGAACUGAAUCUCAGGUGUGGGCUUUCUCAUCUAAUUUUGUUUGAAAGGUAACUCUCAUACAGUUAUAGUUGCAGUUUCCUUUUUUUAAGAUUGAACAGUUUGAAGACAGUUUUUUUUUUUUUUUUGGUGCAAUGUUAGGAACAAUAAUCUGAUGGGGGGUGGGGGUGUUCUUAUAUUACUGUUGUUAUAAAAUCUUAUGGAACCUUUUGAAUUUCUGGUU
Messenger RNA from Impatiens glandulifera, 1722 nucleotides. RefSeq lists its product as uncharacterized. Lineage: Eukaryota; Viridiplantae; Streptophyta; Magnoliopsida; Ericales; Balsaminaceae. Gene Ontology annotation, biological process: ubiquitin-dependent protein catabolic process. Gene Ontology annotation, cellular component: endoplasmic reticulum. Gene Ontology annotation, molecular function: ubiquitin protein ligase activity; ubiquitin-like protein conjugating enzyme binding. The record is from RefSeq and is a predicted model, not a curated record. The transcript is spliced from 2 exons. The coding region runs from base 295 to 1509 and encodes 404 amino acids.